GGAACUCUAUAAACCAAAUAGCGAUCGAGAAUACGGUCGCUUGGCCGUUUGGCACUCUCUAAUGCAAUUCGGAUGAUUCCGGGCAUAAUACGAGAGACCCGAACGUACUAGAGAUAAAGACAAAUGAAUAGGUGUUUCUUCCAAAGCGAUAGUAGUUCUAUUUCACUUCAACUUAUUAAAUCGUAUAUCGAUGUUGCUUUGUCUACGUUUCAUGGAAUUUGACAUUUGACUUCACAAUUUGAAUUACGAUAUUAUAUAUUAUUUGUAUCUGUUUGUAUUUACAAUAUAUUUUUAUAGUUAUUUAUUUUAUAGUUUACCUUGAAGAAAUUAAAUUAUUUUUAUUGUUUAAAUUGGGUGAGUAGGUACAAUAGUAUUGGAUGUAAUACAAGUAGUAUCUUUUAAAUCUUAUGUGAAAUUAAAAUAGCAUCAUCUAAACAUAACCUUUUUUUCAAUUUUUUUACAUUUGCAUAUUUUUCUUUUAUUACGUUUUAACCAGUUUUAACAUUUGAAGAGGUACAUUACAUAGGUUUUUCUUUUUUUUUGUAUAUAUGUAUUUAUUUAUAUUAUUAAUUUUAAUGUACUUCUUGUCUUGUUUUUUCAAAACAAUUUAUACCUACUUGGUUGUUAAAAAUGCGAUUUUGUGUUUUAUGUACGUAUAGAAGAAUGUGCAGUGAAGUAAGCCCUUUAGCUGUGAGCUCUGAAAGAGCCUCAAGGACAAGUCCGGCGCAGUGGUCUGCUAUGGUUGAUUUUUUUCUUGACCAUCCAGAGAUGGUAACCCGGACAUUUUCAGGGCUAGAUGCCCGACAAAAAUACAAUGAAUUGUGGAAGGAACUGGCAACCAGCCUUAAUAGCAUGGGCUAUGGAGCAAAGACUCCAGACAAAUGGAUAGACGCCUUUACAAAAUGGAAAAGUAAAGUUAAGGCAAAAGCUCAGGCAAUACGAUUGGGGUUAAAAAAGACUGGGGGAGGGGCUCCUCUUCCUCCACUAACUCCAAUAGAGGAGAAACUAAUGGGCAUCUUAGGAUGGACCAUUGUGGUUGGAGACGGAACACCUGAAUUAGGCCUUGAGAAUGUUUCUAUGCCAUCAACAUUGUCGUCUACUCCGAAUAUAGUCCAGGCUAGUAAAAUUUUAACGAUGCCACCAUUGGUCCCUUUAACAAAAAGUGAAGCUACACCUGUUCAUGUGCCACCAUUGGUCCCGGUUGAAACUACACCUGUAGCAGUAGUUCAGUCUCCAGUACUGCCUCACACUAGCUCUCAAUCAACAUUAGAAGCCAACUUUUAUGAUCCCGAUGAUCAGACAAUGACUGAUUCGGUGAAUCCAGCCCCCAUAGACAAUAGGGAGAACGUACAGAAGCGUACAGCAACAACCAGGAAUUUGGCUAAAAAACGGAAGAGGGUAGGAACUGAAGUCACCCUGUCCAGCAUGCAUCAAGAGACACUCUCUGUGUUAAAAGAAAUUAGUAAGAAUAUAGGAAGACUUGCCGACAAGCAAGGGUGUAAUUGCAAUUGUAAUUGCUUAAAAUAAGUUUUUUAUUUAUUUUUAUUUUGGUUAGAAGAAUUUUGCUUUUUUAAUUUUAGUUAUCAGAAUCGAUUUUUUUAAGUUUUAUUUUGUUGA
This is a messenger RNA of Sitophilus oryzae (rice weevil), 1617 nucleotides long. RefSeq lists its product as uncharacterized. The transcript is spliced from 3 exons. Lineage: Eukaryota; Metazoa; Arthropoda; Insecta; Coleoptera; Curculionidae. Bases 631 to 1527 code for a protein of 298 amino acids. The record is from RefSeq and is a predicted model, not a curated record.